AGAGUAUAUUGUGCAGGUCACGAAAGAGGGGAAGGUCUGUUGUAAAUAUUUCUUCACAUUCAUACUACAUAAAGUUUGCUUUUCAUAGAGUUUAGAGCCACUUUUUUAUGUUUUUGUAACGCUGUCGGACGCAAUGGCGACUAGCGACGACGUGCGGGAAAAUGUGAAGAAGUACUAUGGCAGCCGACUGGAGUCCUCUGGUGAUUUGCAAACAAGUGCUCCCUCCUGCAGUUUGUCUUGCCGCCCGCUUCCAACAAGUGUCAGAGAUGCACUGAGCCUGGUUCACCCGGAGGUAACCCAAAGAUUCUUCGGCUGUGGCCUUCCCUUUCCAGCGAAGCUUGAGGGCUGCAGAGUCCUGGACCUCGGCAGCGGCUCUGGCAGAGACUGUUAUGCCUUCAGUAAACUUGUUGGGCCGAGUGGACAUGUGACGGGGAUUGAUAUGACGGAGGAGCUGAUCACAGCGUCUCGUCAGUACAUUGAGUAUCAUCAAAACAAGUGUGGCUAUGAGGAGCCCAACGUCACUUUUGUCCAGGGGUACAUGGAGAGUCUCAGUGAAGCUGACAUACGAAGUGACUCAAUGGAUGUUGUGCUAUCCAACUGUGUAAUCUGUUUGUGUCCUGAUAAAAGAGCCGUGCUACAGCAAGCUUACAAUGUCCUAAAGGAGGGAGGUGAACUGUACUUUAGUGACAUGUAUGCCAGCAAAGUCGUUCCUGAUCACAUGAAGCAAGAUCCAGUCCUGUGGGGUGAAGGAAUGGGCGGUUCUAUGUUUUGGCAGGAUCUGAUUUCAUUGGCCCACAGUGUAGGUUUCAGCACUCCACACCUUGUUUCAGCAAGCCACAUUGUGAUCUACAACAAUGAGCUCAAAGCAAAAGCAGGUGACAUCAGCUAUGCUUCGGGCACUUUUCGGCUCUUUAAGUUGCCCAAACGUCCAGUCCUGUCUGUGGCAACAGUAACCUAUAAAGGGACUGUGGUAGAUUUCCCAGAUCAGCUGGACUUUGAUUCCUGCCACUGUUUCAAGAAAGAUGUGGCAGUGGAGGUAAAUGGAGAGAUGGCAGCAAUCCUCCAGAGUUCCCGUUUCCUUCCGGAUUUCAAAAUCCAGAUAUCAGAUAAACCAAAGUCCAGCUUAGAGUCAACACCACAGUACUGCCACCUCAGCCCAUUUCUGCUGGCUGACAAACUGGGAUCCUCAGUGACAAAAUGCUCCAAAACAAGCAAAUAAAGAUGUAGCUGAAUCCUGAGUAUUACUACGGAAAUAAAAUGGUAACACAUUUUUA
Molecule: messenger RNA, 1274 nt
Organism: Siniperca chuatsi (mandarin fish)
Lineage: Eukaryota; Metazoa; Chordata; Actinopteri; Centrarchiformes; Sinipercidae
Exons: 10
Coding region: 134-1219 (361 amino acids)
Biological process (GO): arsonoacetate metabolic process; toxin metabolic process
Cellular component (GO): cytosol
Molecular function (GO): arsenite methyltransferase activity
Source: RefSeq, a predicted model, not a curated record